AGUGCCUUUAAAGUAAGUGAUAGUAAAUUAUAGAAAACAAUGGACCAAACUGGAUGGAGGCGUUUUAUAAUGGUGCAACCACCUGUAGUGCUGUUGCUGCUUGCUCAAUCAAUGUCAGGUAAAAACCAAUUUUUUAAUAUUAACAUAAUGGCUAUGUGUACAUAUUUUCCUACAGGUACCAUUCUGACAGAUUUAAUAGUAUAUCGUACGUGCACUAUGACAUUAAAAAUAAAUCAAACAGAAUGCCUGAUACUCCAUAAUAAUAGCAGUAGCCCAGAAGCUCUUAAAAUAAAUUUGCAAGUACAACCAUAUGCCAGUUUAAUAUUGAUGAGUAAAUCCUUCAUUGAAAGUAUUUUUCCUUCGUUUCUGUCUUUGUUUUUGGGACCAUGGAGCGACAAACAUGGAAGAAAACCUGUUAUAUUAUCAGGGUAUAUAGGUAUAUCUUUAACAUACCUUCUGCUCUCUAUAAUGACUCAUUGGAACAUUGCACCUUGGUAUUUGUUAUUAGCUUAUGUCCCUACUGCUCUUUCGGGUGGUUUAUGUGUAUUAAUAUUAGCUUCACUUUGCUAUAUCACUGAUAUAACGAAUGAUAGUGAGCGAUCAGGACAUUUGGCCUGGCUAGAUGCAUUAAUAUCCCUUGGUUUACUAAUUGGUUUGUUUUCUGGCCCAGCAGUAUUUGAAGCAUAUGGAUAUAUUGCUGUGUUCAGUAUAGCAACUAUACUGUGCAUUGUGGCAACAUUGUAUAUAUUACUUUGCGUCCCAGAAACUAUACAAAGUCAUAGUACUGGAACUAUUUGUAAGAUAUUUGAUUUUGUGCUUGUAAAAGACCUUGUUCGUACAUGUGUUGAAAAGAGAGAUGGAUUUAAUAGGUCAUUAGUUUGGAGUUGCAUAGUUUGUCUUACAUUACUUUUGAUUACCUUGCAAGGGGAGAUGACUAUUGGAUAUCUGUUUGCAAGUGCCCGACUUGGUUGGGAUGUACAAGAAUAUUCCACUUAUGUAGGUGCAAGUGUUGUAUUAGGAAUAUUAGGUACAAUACUGGGUAUUAAAUUGAUGCGACAAUGUGCAGGACUUCCAGAGGCGAUAAUUGCCAUAAUAUCUGUUACAUCAUCUCUUGGCAGUGCUUUAAUGCGAGCUUUUAUAUGGCAAUCUUGGCACAUGUAUUUAUCAACAAGUAUAGGUAUGUUCAGUGAUCUAGCUCGACCAAUGAUACGUGCUAUAUUAUCCAAAACUGUACCUGUGCAGGAUACUGGGAAGAUUUUUUCUCUAACUCAAUCUUUAGAGACUCUGUUACCAUUUGCGGCAGCUUCCCUGUAUACUCUCUUGUAUUCCCAUUAUAUGCCACCUGUGUAUCCUGUGCCAGUAUGGUUUUUAGCAGCAGCAUUUUACAUCAUAACUAUUAUAUUAUUGACACAUAUUCAAAUAGAGAUGAUAAGACGUAACAAUACAUGUUAUGUCUCCUUAAUAGACAACAAUGAUUCAGAUCAUUGAUAUAUUUUAUUGAUCAAAAUAGAGAUUAGUGUAAAUUAGUCAAGAAGUGUUUUGGAUAAAAUAUUUUUAUAUAAUAUUUUUAUACAUUUGCAAUAUUUGAUAUAUAUUUUUGUAAAUCAUGCAUAUAUAACUCUUAUAAUGCAUAAAUUAUUGUGCAAAAUUA
Molecule: messenger RNA, 1651 nt
Organism: Odontomachus brunneus
Lineage: Eukaryota; Metazoa; Arthropoda; Insecta; Hymenoptera; Formicidae
Product: proton-coupled folate transporter-like
Exons: 5
Coding region: 40-1488 (482 amino acids)
Biological process (GO): transmembrane transport
Cellular component (GO): membrane
Molecular function (GO): transmembrane transporter activity
Source: RefSeq, a predicted model, not a curated record